AUGGCCGCCGCCUCGCCCUGCGCGGAGCCGGCCGCCCGGAACAAGCCGGACAACACGGCCUUCACGCAGCAGCGCCUCCCGGCCUGGCAGCCGCUGCUGUCGGCGGGCACCGCGCUGCCGCUCUUCUUCUGCGUGGGCCUGGCCUGCCUGGCGCUGGGGCUGGGGCUGCACUUCUCCUCGGACACCAUCCGCGAGCUGGAGCUCGACUACACCGGGGCGCCGGGCAGCGGCCACAACUGCUCCCGCUGCGCCAACGCCAGCCUGGCCGGGGCCGGGGGCUGCACCUGCUCGCUGCGCUUCGAGCUGCCCGAGCGCUUCCCGGGGCCCGUGUGCCUCUACUACCAGCUCUCCAACUACUACCAGAACCACCGGCGCUACGGCGUCUCCCGCGACGACCUGCAGCUCAGCGGGGACGCCUCGGGGCUGAGCAACCCAGCCACGGAGUGCAGCCCCUUCCGCACGGACCCCCAGGGCAUCCCCAUCGCCCCCUGCGGGGCCAUCGCCAACAGCCUCUUCAAUGACACCUUCGCCCUCUACCACCUGGCCAAUGGCACCUUCUACCCCGUGCCCCUGGACAACCGAGGCAUCUCCUGGUGGACCGACUCCAACAUCAAGUUCAGCAACCCCGAACUCGUCAAUGGCAGCCUGGAGGCCGCCUUCAAGGGCACAACCAAGCCCCCCAACUGGCCCCAUGCUGCCUACAUGCUGGAUACGGGCAACCCCAACAAUACCGGCUUCAUCAACGAGGACUUCAUCGUGUGGAUGCGCACCGCUGCUCUGCCUACCUUCCGCAAGCUCUACCGCCGCGUGCGUGAGGGCAACUUCUCCUCUGGCCUGCCCCGAGGCACCUACCGUCUCGACAUCACCUACAACUACCCCGUUCUCUCCUUCCAGGGCACCAAGAAGGUCAUCUUCAGCACUGUUUCCUGGAUGGGUGGCAAGAACCCCUUCCUGGGCAUUGUCUACCUGGUCUUUGGCUCCGCCUGCAUCCUCACUGGCUUUGUCAUGCUGGCUGUGCAUAUCAAGUUCCAGAAACAAAACCAGAUGGAUGUGGAAUAG
Messenger RNA from Emys orbicularis (European pond turtle), 1059 nucleotides. RefSeq names its product transmembrane protein 30B (gene CDC50B). NCBI's taxonomy places the organism in Eukaryota, Metazoa, Chordata, Testudines, Emydidae. The record is from RefSeq and is a predicted model, not a curated record. Gene Ontology annotation, cellular component: Golgi apparatus; plasma membrane; endoplasmic reticulum. The transcript has a single exon. Bases 1 to 1059 code for a protein of 352 amino acids.